AUGGCUUACCGUACUCAGGGGGACGAAAAAGAGAAGGCCAUCAAGGAUGCACAAGAGAGCCUUAAAAUCUUAGACGAAGCACUCAAAGGGAAGUUCUUUAAUGGCGAAACAAUUGGCCUUUUGGACAUCGUUGCAUGUGGAUUUUCUUUUUGGCUGCCUGUGGUAGGGGAAGCAGCUGGUAUAAAUGUUUUUGAUCCUGAAAUGUUUCCUCAUCUAAGUUCGUGGACUGAAGAAUUUACAAAGGUUGAAGUGGUGAAGGAGGUUUUUCCACCCUGUGAUAAGCUUCUUGCUGUCUUCAAAGCUUAUCACGACCAAAUCCUUGGCCAUAAGGAUUCUUCUACUUAG
Molecule: messenger RNA, 345 nt
Organism: Amborella trichopoda
Lineage: Eukaryota; Viridiplantae; Streptophyta; Magnoliopsida; Amborellales; Amborellaceae
Product: putative glutathione S-transferase
Biological process (GO): glutathione metabolic process
Cellular component (GO): cytoplasm
Molecular function (GO): glutathione transferase activity
Source: RefSeq, a predicted model, not a curated record